This is a messenger RNA of Suillus plorans, 1332 nucleotides long. RefSeq names its product glycoside hydrolase family 16 protein. Gene Ontology annotation, biological process: glucan catabolic process. The record is from RefSeq and is a predicted model, not a curated record. Bases 12 to 1025 code for a protein of 337 amino acids. Gene Ontology annotation, molecular function: hydrolase activity, hydrolyzing O-glycosyl compounds. NCBI's taxonomy places the organism in Eukaryota, Fungi, Basidiomycota, Agaricomycetes, Boletales, Suillaceae. The transcript has 14 exons.
AGUUGUACACCAUGAAGAUCAGCAGCAGCAGGACUCUCGUUCUUGCCUCGCUUGUGGGAUCUGCUCUGGCAGGCAGGAUCUACACCCUGGACGAGUGCGUUCGUGGUGAAGGCUUCUACGACUCCUUCAAUUUCGAGAACAUCACUGACCCCACCCACGGGCGUGUGACGUAUGUCAACCGAACAACGGCGGAGAGACUCAACUUGACCUAUGCCACGGAUGACACCUUUAUCUUGCGCGCAGAUGACACUACGGUUUUGGGUGUAAAUGACACAGGCCGGAAUUCGGUUAGGAUUCGGUCUAAUCGUCAGUACCACGAGCAUGUUGUUGUCUUUGACAUACAGCACAUGCCCGAAGGAUGCGGAACAUGGCCCGCUAUCUGGGAAACAAAAGAGAUUGGUUGGCCUGCCGGUGGUGAAAUCGAUAUCCUCGAGGGUGCAAACAAUGUGGUGCCUAAUCAGUCGACGCUUCACACUGGCCACAAUUGCUCCAUGCCAAAUACCACUCUCCAGUCAGGAACCUUUGCCACAACCGACUGCGAUGCCUCAGUCGCUUACAAUGUUGGGUGUGGUGUGAAGUACGCUCAAGAUAACAGCAGUUUUGGUCCAGGAUUCAACAGCAUCGGCGGAGGAUGGUAUGCUAUGGAACGUACACUUCACUAUAUCAAGGUUUGGUUCUGGGAGAGACACGACCCAUUUGUUCCCUGGGACGUUAGUAGCGGUGCAUGGAUCAUCGAUACUGACAGCUGGGGCACUCCUGCCGCCAACUUCCCUAACAACACCGAGUGUGACAUCCAGUCUCACUUUAAAAACCAAAACAUUAUCAUUAAUCUGACGUUCUGCGGCGAUUGGGCAGGUAACCCGGCUCUCUACAAUGCUUCUGGAUGUCCUUUAGACUGUGUGACUUACGUCAACAGUAAGUGCCCCUGUGCAAAUGUCCAGUAUAAUUGUAAACCCUCCACAGACAACCCUACUGCAUUCACAAACGCCUACUUCGAGAUCUCGUCCAUGAACGUCUACAAAUAGAUGUCGCAGGAUAGGCGCCAAGUGUGUUGCUUUCAUACUCCCGUUCGGUAAUUUCACCAUUUGCUCCGAGAUUCUGCGGAUUGAUAGGAGGAGCGUAUUGCUCCCUGAAACCAAUCCAGGUACGUGAUGUUUGGUUGGUCUCAGGUGAGCAAAAUCUGUGUGAUGUGUCUUCCCAAGUGAACGGCGUUGUGAUGCACCAAUGCUGUAUUGUGACACCAAAGUUAUUCACUGGCAAUCAAAGCCGUGUGUAGUCAUUGUUUUAGAUGAAAGAAGGUUGUGAAGAUGCUUUCUCUGAGAGAAGAAACAC